Cervus elaphus (red deer) is the source of this 3292-nucleotide messenger RNA. RefSeq names its product olfactomedin like 2B (gene OLFML2B). The coding region runs from base 512 to 2794 and encodes 760 amino acids. Lineage: Eukaryota; Metazoa; Chordata; Mammalia; Artiodactyla; Cervidae. The record is from RefSeq and is a predicted model, not a curated record. Gene Ontology annotation, biological process: signal transduction. The transcript is spliced from 8 exons.
CGGUAACUGGCUGCAUCCCCGCGGCCCGGCACAAUAGAGGCUCCGCCCUCCCUCCGCGCCAGCGCUCCGCGGCGCCCUGGCCCAGCAGCCCUCGCCCCCGCCGCCGCUGCCGGCCCCGCACUCCCACAGGGCCCGGGUGCGCCCCCAGGCUUCCCGCCGCCCGCCCCGGCGCGCCCCGCCCCGCCCGCAUCCGCCCGGACCCUUUCCUUCCACCUGAGCCCUCUGCGGAGGACGACGCGCUCGCCUUGCCACCUCCACCUUCCUUGUCACCUCCUCCUGCGCUGCGCCCCACUGUCUGCCGGCCGAUCGCGUCGGGAAGGAGAUGACCAGGGUCUCUGGGGCGCACAUUCCUGCCCUGCCCGGCCGCGGCCAGCUCUAGAGCAGUCCCUCUGGGGCUCCAGCCGAGACACCCUCUCGCCUCACUCCUUGCUGAGAUACCCGGCCCCCCACCCUCCGCACCGGCCCCCAGCCGCUCUUCCAAGGGGCCGAGCUCCCUCCGGUCGCCUUCCUCAUGGCCAAGCCUUUGCUGCUAGUUCUCGGCUUCGCUCUGGUUACGACUCUGGGCUGGGGGUACAGCUCUCCCCCCACCGGGACGACCGAGCCCCCAGACGCGCAGACGGUGGCGCCCACAGAGGACGAGACUCUGCAGAACGAAGCAGACAACCAGGAGAACGUCUUAUCCCAGUUGCUGGGAGACUAUGACAAAGUCAAGGCCGUGUCUGAAGGCUCGGACUGCCAGUGCAAGUGUGUAGUGCGACCCCUGGGCCGAGAUGCCUGCCAGCGGGUCAACGCGGGGACCUCCAGGAAGGAAGACUUCUACACAGUGGAAACCAUCACCUCGGGCUCAUCCUGCAAGUGUGCCUGUGUUGCACCUCCCUCCGCCCUCAAUCCCUGUGAGGGAGACUUCAGGCUCCAGAAGCUUCGGGAGGCAGACAGCCGGGACUUGAAGCUCUCCACCAUUAUAGACAUGCUGGAAGGAGCUUUCUACGGCUUGGAUCUCCUGAAGCUGCAUUCAGUUACCUCCAAACUGGUGGGGCGAGUGGACAAACUGGAGGAGGAAAUAGCUAAAAACCUCACCAAGGAAAACGAGCAGAUCAGAGAGGACGUGGAAGAAAUUCGAACUGAGAUGAACAAGCGAGGCAAAGAGAACUGCUCCAAUAACAUCCUGGACAGCAUUCCGGACAUCCGCUCGGCCCUACAGAGGGACGCGGCUGCAGCCUACACCCACCCCGAGGAGCAGUAUGAAGAGAGGUUUCUGCAGGAAGAAACCGUGUCCCAACAGAUCAAAUCCAUCAAGCUCCUGCAGACGCGGCCACUGGCUCCACCAGAGGUGGUGAAGCCACAGCGACCCCUGCAGAGACAGGUCCACCUGCGGGGCCGGCCAGCCUCCAGGCCCACCGUAAUCCGGGGCAUCACCUACUACAAAGCCAAGGACCCCGAGGAGGAGAAUGACAUCGAAGAGCAUCACGAAUUUUUCAGUGGUGAACACGGAAUGGAUUUGCUGAUUGAAGAUCAGCUUCUGAGACACAACCAGCUGCUGACCAGCGCCACCCGGAGGCCAGCAGCCACCGGUCACAGAGCCGCUGUGACAACUGAUGCUGGUACCACCAGCGCGGGCGCUCCGACCACAGCCCUGCCUUCCGCACGGCCGCCGGCCUCCACCUCAGCCCCCAGCGCCCCUGACCCUACAGUCUCUGCCUCGGUCGAACAGUUCUCAACACCGCUCCAGACGACCUCCGUGUCUCCAGAUCCCACGGGGGAGGCAGUCCCUACACCUCUCACUCAGGUACCAGCUACCACCGUGGCCCAGACAGCCACCCAGCAACCGCCAGCCUCAGCUCCUCCGUCAGUGGCUCCUGGGGAUGCAUUUGUGGAGGCGACACACACAGCCCCAGUGCCUCCCCCUCCAGUCAGGACAGACUCACCAGGGGGAGAUUCUGCUGCCGGGCAGGGCACAGUGCCCGCUGGCCCCACCCUGAGCCCCGAGGAAGAAGAUGACAUACGCAAUGUCAUAGGAAGGUGCAAGGACACCCUCUCCACCAUCACAGGGCCGACUACACAAAACACAUAUGGGCGGAAUGAGGGGGCCUGGAUGAAGGACCCCCUGGCCAAAGAUGAGCGGAUUUACGUAACCAAUUAUUACUAUGGCAACACCCUGGUAGAGUUCCGGAACCUGGAGAACUUCAAACAAGGUCGCUGGAGCAACUCCUACAAGCUCCCCUACAGCUGGAUUGGCACAGGCCACGUGGUGUACAAUGGCGCCUUCUACUACAACCGGGCCUUCACCCGCAACAUCAUCAAGUAUGACCUGAAGCAGCGCUACGUGGCUGCCUGGGCCAUGCUCCACGACGUAGCCUAUGAGGAGGCCACGCCCUGGCGGUGGCAGGGCCACUCGGACGUGGACUUUGCUGUGGACGAGAAUGGGCUGUGGCUCAUCUACCCGGCCCUGGACGACGAGGGCUUCAGCCAGGAGGUCAUCGUCCUGAGCAAGCUCAACGCCAUGGACCUGAGCACGCAGAAGGAGACCACGUGGCGCACGGGGCUCCGGAGGAAUUUCUACGGCAACUGCUUUGUCAUCUGCGGGGUGCUGUAUGCUGUGGACAGCUACAACCAGCGCAAUGCCAACAUCUCCUACGCCUUCGACACCCACACCAACACCCAGAUCGUCCCCAGGUUGCUGUUUGAGAAUGAGUACUCCUACACCACUCAGAUAGACUACAACCCCAAGGACCGCCUGCUCUAUGCCUGGGACAAUGGCCACCAGGUCACCUACCACGUCAUCUUCGCCUACUGACACCCCUGUCCCUACAAGCAGAAGUUCAGAGGGGCUGCUGGCACCUUGUGUGUGUGUGUGUGUGUGUGUGCGCGCGUGUGUGUGCGCGCGUGUGUGUGCAUGUGUUGUUUAAAAAAUAUAUAUUAUUUUGUAUAAUAUUGCAAAUGUAAAAUGACAAUUUGGGUCUAUUUUUUCUAUGUGGAUUGUAGAUCAAUCCAUUCAUGUAUGUGCUGGUCUCACCCUCCAUGGUUUAUAUUUUUGUGCAAAUCAACUUCUCCUUUCGACCAGUAACCACCUUCCUUCAAACCCUCGACCCCUCCAGCUUCCUGAUCUCCAUCUGAGAAGGUUUCGUCAUCACGGUCUUGCAGGCAGAUGGCACCAGCAGCAGGAGUGAAAGGAGGCAAGAAAGAAGUGCUAAGGGGCGGGAAAAUUGUUUUAUGUAUUGGAGAAGUUUUUGGAAAAAAAAAAAACACAGAAAAAAUUGCUUUUUUUUUUUAAUAAAGAAGAAAUUAAAAAUCA